This is a messenger RNA of Monodelphis domestica (gray short-tailed opossum), 3559 nucleotides long. It is a transcript of the gene TBC1D25, whose product is annotated as TBC1 domain family member 25. The record is from RefSeq and is a predicted model, not a curated record. NCBI's taxonomy places the organism in Eukaryota, Metazoa, Chordata, Mammalia, Didelphimorphia, Didelphidae. Gene Ontology annotation, molecular function: GTPase activator activity. Gene Ontology annotation, cellular component: autophagosome. Gene Ontology annotation, biological process: regulation of autophagosome maturation; activation of GTPase activity.
GCAGAGGGUUGGCACAGAGCAAGGAAGCGAGCCUGGCAGGGGCCCUGGGAACUUGGGCCAUCUGAUUUCACAGAUUUCACGGGGUGGCGGGAGGUGCCAAGGCUACCAGAGGAGGUCUGCAGACGGGGACUUUUUUGGCCCUCUACCAGGCAGAGAGGGCGGAGCGAGCCGCAGGCGUCGGUGAACUCCGCCCCGAGGUCACGUGGGCUUGCCCGCGCGUGCGCACGAGGCCCCGCCUACCGUCGGCUGACCUGGGGGGUGGGGAGAGGAAGCCCGAGGCACUGUGAACCAAAGGAAGGAAGAGUGGGACGAAUCGGAGGUUUGCUCGAGUGCCUGCCGAGGUGCAGAAGGCGGGGCUAUGUAGUAACUGAAGUUCCGGAGGGGGGAGAGGGCGGGCCCAAGGGAGUGCGCAGGCGCGUGGCGCCCUGAAGCUGGGGACAACUCUACGUGUACUCUCUGUGGGCGUGGGCGCCUGCGCACUCGGAAGGUAACUGUCACCCUGGGAGGCAGCGGUGGCGGUGGCGGCGGCGGCGGCGGCGGCAGCGGCAGUGGCAGUGUUGUUGGUGCGAGGCUCCUGGGCCCCAGGUCAGAGGAGACGGGAUGGCGGCCUCCCCAGGGACCGGAGGAGCGGCCGAAGAUGAAGAGCAGCGGGAGGUGGUCCGGGUCCGAGUCAAGAAGGUCGAGGGCUUCCUGCAACCUGACUUCCGGACAUUCGCUGUGGAUCCCCAGAUCACUUCCCUAGAUGUCCUGCAGCACAUCCUGAUCCGAGCCUUUGACCUGAGUGGGAAGAAGCAUUUUGGCAUCAGCUACCUGGGCCGAGAGAAGAUGGGUCCUGAGGUCUAUAUCCCCCUGACCUCAGAGGGGGAUCUGAGUGCAGCCUUCACUAGUUCCUCCCAGCCCUACCUCCAGCUGCGUGUGGACGUCAGACCUUUGGAGGAAAGUCCCCUCUUGGAAGACUGGGAUAUCAUUAGUCCCAAGGAUGUCAUUGGCACUGACCUGCUGCCUGUGGAGAAGCGCUCUCUGACGGCUGUGGCCUUGCCUUUCACGCAGUCCAUCCUCUCACAGGUGGGUCGAACACUCUCCAAGGUCCAGCAGGUACUGAGCUGGUCCUAUGGGGAAGACCUCAAGCCCUUUAAACCCCCACUCAGUGAUGCCGAGUUUCACACCUACCUGAACCGUGAGGGCCAGCUGUGCCGGCCUGAAGAACUACGCCUUCGCAUUUACCAUGGAGGAGUGGAGCCUUCCCUCCGCAAGGUGGUGUGGAGGUACCUGCUCAAUGUGUACCCUGAUGGACUGACGGGCCAGGAGCGGAUGGACUAUAUGAAACGGAAGACACUUGAAUACAACCAGCUGAAGAGUGAGUGGCAGCAGCGCACCAGCACUGAGGACCUGGAGUUCAUCCGCAGCAAUGUGCUGAAGGACGUCCUGCGAACAGACCGUGCCCAUCCCUACUACGCGGGGCCUGAGGACAACCCCCACCUCCUGGCCCUACACGACCUGCUCACCACGUAUGCUGUCACCCACCCCCAGAUCUCUUACUGCCAGGGCAUGAGCGACAUUGCCUCCCCCAUCCUAGCUGUCAUGGACAAUGAGGGCCAUGCCUUCAUCUGCUUCUGUGGCAUCAUGAAGCGCCUAGAGGCCAACUUCCGCCUGGAUGGUGAGGCGAUGUCCGUCAAGUUCUCCCACCUGAAGCUUCUGCUCCAGUAUUCAGACCCUGAAUUCUAUAGCUACCUCCUCUCCACUGGGGCCGAUGACCUCUUCUUUUGCUAUCGUUGGCUGUUGCUUGAGCUCAAGCGUGAAUUUGCCUUUGAAGAUGCUCUGAGGAUGCUGGAAGUAACAUGGAGCUCUUUGCCCCCAGACCCACCAGAAAAAGAGGUAGAGCUCGUGGGCUUUCCUGCUUCAGCCAGAGAUGGUGAGCAGCCUAUUCGCCAGAGGCAUAUGCUGAGGCCCACAUACUAUGGCCUGGACGAAACUGGAAACAAAGUGCUGCAUCCAAGGGGAGACAAGAAGGAGGAGAGCCUGGCUCUGGAGGAGAGUGAGGAGCCAGCCUCUAGGGAGAAGCCCCUAGCCAGACAAGCCAGUGUUGAGGACCAUCGGCCUUACCAGGCCCCAGCUUUACAGGCUGCUGAGGAGGUGCAGUGGGGCAUCCCUUCACAGCUCCUAGGCCAGUUGGCCACGGAGGAGGAAAGCACAAGGGCUGGUGUGCUGGUCCCACUGGCGCUACCUCUUCAUAUGACCAAGUCCUUUUCAGCUCCGUCCCUGAGACCUCUGAUUCCUCCUACCUCCCCAUUAGCAGCCCAAUCCCCAUUGUCCACAGAGCCCAUCCAGGCAGGGGAGGAGAGCAGCGACAAGGGGGGCUCCCUGGGGAAAAGCCUGUCAUCGCCUUGCUCAACCACACUUCUGCCACCACCGCCGCCCCCCAUCCCCCCCCCACCGCCAGCCGGAGCUGUUGUGAGCCUCCCGCCACCCCAGGAGUUUGGCCGAGGGAAUCCCUUCAUGCUUUUUUUGUGCUUGGCCAUCCUGCUUGAGCACCGGGACCAUAUCAUGAAGCGUAGUAUGGACUACAAUGAGCUAGCCAUGCACUUUGACCGCCUGGUGCGGAGGCAUCACCUCGGGAAGGUUCUCCACCGUGCUAAGACACUAUUUGCCGACUACCUGCAGUCCGAGGUGUGGGACUCCGAGGAAGGUGAUGAGGCCGCAGCCGACUCUCCCCCUGCUACUGCCUCUGCUGCCACCACCACUGCCGUCUCCGCCGCCGCCGCUGCCACCACUACUACUACCCCCACAGCCUCCUGACCCCAGGAACCUCCCUCCUUCCCUCCCUCUCUCCCCAUCCUAUCUGUGCCAGCUGCUGCCAAGAAAGGGGAUCCUGGGUGAAACAAGCCACCAGCUACCUCCCUCUGCCUCUAUCUCUGCAUUCCCCUUAUCUGCCAGCCUGCCAGCCUGCCUGCCUGCCUGCCUGCCUGCCUGCCUCCCUCCCUCCCAAGGAAGAUGACAGAUUUAGCGCUCAGUCUGAAUCCCAGCAGCUCUCCAGUCUGCCAGACCAUUAGCCCAGUUUCCCCCAGAAGUUGCCCUGAGUUGAGAGGCUCUUCCUACUAGUUUUCUGGGGGAUGGAGAGAUCUGAAUGCAGCCUCCAGACCUCCUCUUGGCUUUGAGGGGUCAGGGUCUUUCGGUGCCACUCUUGGGCAGUGAGGCUCCUGAGCCCUGGGUCUGUUUACAUUCUCACCCAGGGCUUGCUCCUUUCGAGUAAAGCAGGGCUGGCUCACCCACUUCACAGUGAUUGAAGACUUGGGUAGAGUGGCCCCUGGGUGCUGGCUACUUGACAUCCAAGGCAGGCAGAACUGAGGGGGCCUGGUCAGGAGGAACUUGCAGCCACCCCAUAACUCCCCCUCAGGGGCCUUGUGUCUACUAGGGAGGUACAACUCCUCCAGAGAUGCUGUUACUAUGGCUGCUUGUCCCGUUUGCUGAGAAGUAGAACAGAGGGAGGGGAGGCACCACUAGGCACCCCCUGGAAUCAGCGGCUUUAUUGUGUGAACAAUAAACACCUGCUAACUUCCAA